Molecule: messenger RNA, 1236 nt
Organism: Plutella xylostella (diamondback moth)
Lineage: Eukaryota; Metazoa; Arthropoda; Insecta; Lepidoptera; Plutellidae
Source: RefSeq, a predicted model, not a curated record
AUGUACGCCGCUUCAUUCCAAGUCCGUCUCUCAGAAGCCAUGGUCGACAAACAACCAGAAAUGGAGUACCAAGUCAUGAAAACACUGCUUCAAAUAUGGAAAGAUAAGUUUAUACACGAGAAUAUGUCAAGAAAGGACAUAAUUAAAUGCACCCUGAUGCACGGUUACAUAAUAUUCGUCCUUAUUUCUGUGUUCUUACCGAUUGUUUUUGAGGACGACAUCAAGGUGAUGUUGGAGAUUCUGGUGCCUGUGUUCACGCUGGUAGAAAGCCUGUCCUGUUAUUAUCCGUUCUUGGUUUAUAGGAAAGAGUAUUUUGCGAUUAUGCGUGAUUUUCAGAUGUUUUAUGAAAAACACAAGCACCAGCCCGCCUACAGGCAGCUAAUACAAACGUGCGACGGCAACGCGUCAUCCAUGGUCCGUAUAUUCAGAGUGGGGCUCGGCGCGUGCGUGGUGCUGGUGCCCGCGUACCCCGCGCUGAAGCACGCGCUGCAGGCCGGCCCGAGGCGCGUGGAGCCGCCCGUCGCCGCCUACUACCCCGUGGAGAUCGGUGAGCCAGCCAACCUGAUCAUCACGUACACAUCACAAUGUGUGUGCUGUUACUUCAUGCAGUCCAUCUGUCUGAGCAACAUCUCCGCGCCGAUAUAUUACUUCAUGGCCGUGGUAGCGCACUUCCAGGUCACUCGGCAGAAGUUUAAGGAGAUAGAAGAUGCCAAAGACAGCCAACAAGCGCUACACCUGCAGCGCUGCGCGGUCCGCACCCACCAGCAGACGCUAAAUUUCUUGCGGCGAGUGCAGCGUGUCGGCAGCGCUAGCUACUUCAUCCUGAUCUCGUGUGCCGCCAUCGGGUACAGCUUCGCAUUCUUUCAGUUGGCUUCGACGGACGAUCUGGCCACAAUAAUCUACUACGCGCAGUUCAGUGCGGGGCUCUCCUCACACACCUUCCUACUGUGCUACUACGGGCAGAAAGUUAUUGAUGAGAUAAACGCGCUAACAUUCUCCAUCUACUCCGUCCCGUGGUACCGCUAUAACGCCGGCGUGACUCGCUCGCUAGUGCUGUCUCUGUCCCGCGCGCAGGGCACCGCGCCCGUGCACGCGUGGAAGUUUGCGACUGUCUCGCUCAUCACGUUUCAGAGUGUACGAUUGUUGCUUUACCAGUUGCCGCUGCACGGGUUCUUUAUCGACGUAAAUGAAUGUCACGUCACUAUAUCGCGAUUCGGGAUAAAUUCAGCACUGUGA